GACAAGAAAGUGUGAACGCGUCUUCUCGCAAGUGCGAGACGAGGAUGUGGAUCAACCUCGCGCGGAGCUUUUCGUGUUUUGUAACGUUGUUUACAAACAACCUGCUUCGACAUUGCUGGAGGGGAGAGGGGUAGAGAGACUGUCCGAGGAGUCUGGCGGGUUGCCAAGCCCGUUCUCGACGUCCGACGAGAACGAACGCUGUGCCGUGUUGACUCGGAGAGACUGAGACACGAGUUAGCUACUUCUCUUCGAAGCUCGCUGGAGGGCACGAGUCACAGAUGGCUGACGGCGAUCAACUCAAGUACUUGUCUGGAUUCGGCAAUGAAUUCACGUCUGAAGAUCCAAGAUGUCCCGGAGCUUUGCCUCAGGGCCAAAACAACCCACAGAAAUGCCCUUACGAACUCUAUGCAGAACAGCUGUCCGGGACUGCCUUCACAGCACCUCGGCAUGAGAACAAACGCUCUUGGCUCUACAGAAUACGACCGUCCGUGAUUCACCUCCCAUUCGAGAGAGUAACAUCUACACGCUUGGUGCAAAAAUGGAGCGAAAACCCUCCAAACCCAAAUCAGAUGCGUUGGUUGCCUUUCAAACUGCCGGGAGAUGAUGAAAAGGUAGACUUUGUUGAUGGCCUGUACACAGUCUGUGGGGCGGGGCAUCCCUCAACAAGGUCAGGGGUAGCAGUUCACGUCUUCCUGUGUAACACAUCCAUGGAAGACAAGUGUUUCUACAAUUCUGAUGGCGAUUUUCUCAUAGUGCCUCAAGAAGGAACACUUAACAUUACAACAGAAUUCGGCAAGAUGAAAGUUGCGCCCAACGAGAUAUGUGUUAUACAGCUAGGAAUGAGAUUCAGCGUUGCAGUAUCAGGGCCCACUCGUGGAUACAUUCUUGAAGUGUUUGAUGGCCACUUCCAGCUACCGAACCUAGGACCCAUCGGGGCAAAUGGCCUGGCAAACCCACGAGACUUCCUGACUCCCGUGGCGUGGUACGAAGACAGAGACGUGGACAGCUUCAAAGUAGUCUCCAAGUUCCAAGGUCACCUGUUCCAGGCGGAGCAAGGCCAUAGUCCAUUCGACGUGGUUGCCUGGCACGGAAACUACGUGCCAUACAAGUACAACCUCGCCAACUUCAUGGUGAUAAAUGCUGUGGAGUUCGACCACUGUGACCCAUCUAUCUUCACGGUGUUGACCUGCCCGUCUGCGAGACCUGGGACAGCCAUAGCCGACUUCGUGAUAUUCCCGCCUCGCUGGGCCGUGCAAGAACACACUUUCCGUCCACCCUAUUACCACAGGAACUGCAUGAGCGAGUUCAUGGGGCUGAUCCACGGCCGCUACGAGGCCAAAGAAGAGGGCUUCCUGCCGGGCGGUGCCUCACUCCACUCCACCAUGACACCCCAUGGCCCAGACACGCUGUGCUUCGAGGGAGCUUCCAACGCUGAGCUCCAGCCCGCGCGUUUAGCCGACGGCACUCAGGCCUUCAUGUUCGAGAGUUCGCUCAGCCUGACAGUGACCACUUGGGGUGAGGAAACAUGUCACAGACUGGACCAUUCCUACUACCAGUGCUGGCAGACCCUCAAAAAACACUUCAACCCUGCCCGCAAAAACCAGUAAUGCCAAUGGUCACCACUCAAAGGCUGCUAACAUGGACACUGCACUCUCUCUCCCCCCACGGAUCUUCAAAUGUAUUGUGUAAUUUAAUAACAAGUCAGGCUUUAGAAAAUCUUAUACACUAGUUUUGUCAGUGGUACAAUCUGAAGGAAGGCAGGUGAAAAAUAUAUGUAUUGGAAUAAACUAAAUGCUGAAAAA
This is a messenger RNA of Bacillus rossius redtenbacheri, 1802 nucleotides long. It is a transcript of the gene hgo, whose product is annotated as homogentisate 1,2-dioxygenase. The coding region runs from base 279 to 1607 and encodes 442 amino acids. Gene Ontology annotation, molecular function: homogentisate 1,2-dioxygenase activity. NCBI's taxonomy places the organism in Eukaryota, Metazoa, Arthropoda, Insecta, Phasmatodea, Bacillidae. Gene Ontology annotation, cellular component: cytoplasm. Gene Ontology annotation, biological process: L-phenylalanine catabolic process. The transcript is spliced from 10 exons. The record is from RefSeq and is a predicted model, not a curated record.